This is a messenger RNA of Oldenlandia corymbosa var. corymbosa, 156 nucleotides long. The record is from the annotation of a GenBank genome assembly. Lineage: Eukaryota; Viridiplantae; Streptophyta; Magnoliopsida; Gentianales; Rubiaceae.
AUGACGAGGAAGGCAUUAAUGUCGUCAAUGAACAGUCUCCUAAGGGGAAUCUUUUGGCAAAAAGUACGAUACAAUGCUCAUAUCGAGUUGUCCAUUAUGCGUCCGAUGAAGAGCAUGGCACUAAAACAGGUGGAUUAUUUGAAGAGGAAGAAGUAG